AUGAAGUUCGCAAUUCGUGUCUCUCAUCGCCUUGGCCUAUACGCAAAUACGACCUGCAUCUAUUUUGUUUUUGGCGAGGUAAAUGCGUUUUACAGCAUAAGUGAGUUAAUGAGCCUAGAGGCAGACUUAAGUGCCAAUUUUCCGAACGAAAAUCAGAUAACGUUGGGUGCAAUAUUAGAUCGUGCAAGAGAGACAUUGCUCAGUGCAGGUUCGUCUCGUGUCAAUGCUUCAAACAUUGUCGUCGCUAUUACAAGUGGAAAGUCAACAGAUGAUAUCGAAGUGCCAACAAUUACCUUGAAGGCAUCGAACGUGACAGUUUUUGCCAUGGGUGUGGGUGAAAAGUAUUCUUUGGGGCAGUUGAAUGAGAUGGCAAGUGAAUUGGAUGAAGAUCACGUCUUCACAGCAGAGUCUUGGGAAGACGUUAAUGCUGAUUUUGUAUCUGAAGUGGCGAAGAAAAUAUAUCAAGGUGGGCUGAGUAUCUAGUUUACUUUUAUAUCGUGAAAAAAACAAAAAAACAAAAACAGUGGCAGAUGCACGAAAGCGUUUCAGAACAUUUAAGAAAUAGAGGUCAUGCGUGGAUCUAGGGAAAAUAUUGACCGCGAUUCCCUAAACUAACGCCGAAGGCGCACGUUUCUAGGGGGAGUUCGGGGGCAUGCUUUCCCAGGAAAUUUUAUUACAUUUAAUUCUCUAAAGUCCCCUUACCUGGGUGGUUUCUGAGUCAUUCGUCGGACAGGAUAUUGGCCAGUUCCAUUGUCCUCUGAUGAAGCCUUACAAAUCGGUGGAAUAUUAUUAUUAUUUCUCAUGCCCGGAAAUUGGAAAAAAAAUUAUUCAAACCAUUUUCCAGAAAAAAAAAUUCUGUUUAUGAAAAAUCUGACCGAUUAAUUUCCGUAAAAUGGUGGAAACCGAUGAGGAUCUGCGCAUGGAAGUAGUGUAUUCUCUUCGAACCCAUCGUUAAAUACAGCAACUGAUCAAACCACUAACUAUGUUAUCCUUGUUUCUCAUAAGUUGUCGACAGUUGUGUGAGCUCUCCAUGUUAUAACAACGGCUCUUGUACAAAUUUGGACGGUGGCUACAACUGCACGUGCUCUGUGGAAUAUUCUGGAGAACGCUGCGAGAAAAGUGAGAAGUCUACAAGUUACUUUUUUAUGCGUGAAAAACAAUGAUAAAACACCUGCAGGGGCUGUGUCAUUGUAGUCCAGCUUUUAUGCUUUUGUAGACCAGUCCAUUUACUCCAAUUAAUGUUUCCCUAACUCUCUUAGGAGCAUACCAUUAGUGCGGAGAAAUUAUGGCAUAGAAUUAGUGAUUUCUCGAAACCUCAGUUCCGGAAACUCUUCAUAAUUCGAAUUACCAGACUGAUAUUUCCCAUUCCAGGUCAAAAUCAUGCAGUUCCUCCCAUCCCCUCCCCUGUAUUUUUCGAACCUCUAGAUGCUUCACACUCGUUUCCUUUUCCCCACGCAGGCUAUCCCCUAAGAACGUCUGCUUGUGAGGCUAUUCCCCACGAGGUCUGGCUAAAAUAAAAACUGGGAUGUCUUUGUUCACUGACUUAACAAACUCACAGUUUAGUGACAAACAAAAAUGUAUCCGGGGCGUUUCAUGAUUUAGGAAGAUAAACGUCGACAAACUGGCUGAAGAGUUUGCAAAAAUACCUAGAAAUGCAUUAUUCUUUCAUACAUACUGCAAUAACCCAAGUUUGCUCCCCUGGGCAAUUAGCCAGGGCUCAGUUGUUCAAAAGGUAAAUGACUCUAUCAACUGGAUAAAUUUCUAUCAAGAGGACAAUGCAAUUGGUUUCGCUAAUGCUUAUCCGCUGGAUAGUGAUUUAACCAGUGGAUAGCGCAAUCUAACGUUUGAACAACUGGAGAGCGGCAGAAUAAUCGAGCCUAGGAUAGGUCAUGAUCAGCUAUUUGGAACCAAUAGUGGUGGGGCGUGAGUUAACGUAUAUCAUCAUAUUCCACCUGGUAAUUGGUUGGUGGCACUCCCGCAUCUUCACGCAAUACUGAUACCGGCACUAUAAACGUGCCCAGGUGUUUAUUAGAGAAAGUGAAGUUAGACAACAACAUCCACAAAAAACAAGGAAAUGUCUGUUUUUAAAUAGGCAGAUCAGUUGAAUAUCUUUCGCUGGGUUGUUUCCAUGACCGAAAUAACACGCCUGUCAUUCCCUCCCUGGAGUCAGUAAGUGCAACCUACCUCAACGGACCUCAUCAGACAAGAGAAAAUGCAGUUAAGAAAUGUGCUUUAGAAACAGCAAAGGUUGGCUUCAAAGCGUUUGCCCUGCAAGAUGGGGGAGCUUGCCUUUCUGGGCCUUUUGCUCAUAUAAACUACAGCAUUUAUGGUGAAACAGAGUGUCCACCUGGUGGAAAAGGGGGGCCAAAUGUGAGCGAAGUUUAUUUACUUGGAGGUAAGUUUGUCUUUUGCAUUUUCACUAUGUUUAGUUACAGUAAAAAGUGUCCAUACCACUUUUUUUUAGGAAAAGGGGUGUCUGUAUCCGGGCUACAAGCAUUUAGGUGCCCUCUAGACAGAGGCAGAUCCAGGGGAGGGGCCCGGGAGGCCCGCCCCCCUUAUUUUUAGAUCAAACGGAGGCCCUAAGGGCCAAAAAAACUUAUUUUGGAGACCGCCCCCCUGCUUAUCUAUCUGGAUGACUGCCUCCCCCUUAUCUCAAGGUCUGGAUCACUGCUAGAUAUAGAUCGCUUAUGGAAAAUUGAGUUGUUGCAAAGCAAGGACGGGACAUUCGUCCUUCGUUUUCAUUCAAAAUUCUACCACCUAAAUAAGUUUAGUCGCACACAAGUACAACAACGUAAUUAAUGAACGUAAUUAAUGGAUCAUCCGUCUAUACUUUUGGUUAUGGUAUGAAUAGAUAUCUUGUGGUUCAUUUUUGUAUUCUUGGAUUAUAUUUUAUUUCAAACUUAUUAUCAUACCACCAUAUCCAGAAAAAAAGGAAAAUAUUUAAACCAAAACUUAAAGAGAACUCCAACAUGUCUAUAUUAUGACUGUGAUAAACAUCUAGUAUUAAACAACGCGAUUAUAUUUGUUCUUUCAUUGCGUCUAUAUUAUAGUUGUUGUUAUCAUCAUUGUUUAUUUAUUUACAUGUAUUUUCUCCUUUGUGAAAGCGAAAUGUGGAGAGCUGCUGCAGGAGAGACUCGUACAUCUAUCGGACAGGACUAUAAAAGGCUCGUCGUACAGAGAUCCCUGGGGAGUUCCAUACUUAGACGGGGAUUAUUCCUGGUGUCCAAAGGGCGUGGACAUAAAUCGUGAAAUUGAACUUGAACUGAGUAAGAGAAGAGUAUUAUUAAAUCUUGGUCAUUUGGUAAAGGGCUUAGCUAAAAGCAAAGUUUCUCUGACAUCACUUAUAUGUAUUGUUUUAUUUCCAAAAUCUUUAGGAAUAAAUUUACUCGAUUCUCGUGGUGNGUGUCUGUAUCCGGGCUACAAGCAUUUAGGUGCCCUCUAGACAGAGGCAGAUCCAGGGGAGGGGCCCGGGAGGCCCGCCCCCCUUAUUUUUAGAUCAAACGGAGGCCCUAAGGGCCAAAAAAACUUAUUUUGGAGACCGCCCCCCUGCUUAUCUAUCUGGAUGACUGCCUCCCCCUUAUCUCAAGGUCUGGAUCACUGCUAGAUAUAGAUCGCUUAUGGAAAAUUGAGUUGUUGCAAAGCAAGGACGGGACAUUCGUCCUUCGUUUUCAUUCAAAAUUCUACCACCUAAAUAAGUUUAGUCGCACACAAGUACAACAACGUAAUUAAUGAACGUAAUUAAUGGAUCAUCCGUCUAUACUUUUGGUUAUGGUAUGAAUAGAUAUCUUGUGGUUCAUUUUUGUAUUCUUGGAUUAUAUUUUAUUUCAAACUUAUUAUCAUACCACCAUAUCCAGAAAAAAAGGAAAAUAUUUAAACCAAAACUUAAAGAGAACUCCAACAUGUCUAUAUUAUGACUGUGAUAAACAUCUAGUAUUAAACAACGCGAUUAUAUUUGUUCUUUCAUUGCGUCUAUAUUAUAGUUGUUGUUAUCAUCAUUGUUUAUUUAUUUACAUGUAUUUUCUCCUUUGUGAAAGCGAAAUGUGGAGAGCUGCUGCAGGAGAGACUCGUACAUCUAUCGGACAGGACUAUAAAAGGCUCGUCGUACAGAGAUCCCUGGGGAGUUCCAUACUUAGACGGGGAUUAUUCCUGGUGUCCAAAGGGCGUGGACAUAAAUCGUGAAAUUGAACUUGAACUGAGUAAGAGAAGAGUAUUAUUA
Porites evermanni is the source of this 4216-nucleotide messenger RNA. The record is from the annotation of a GenBank genome assembly. NCBI's taxonomy places the organism in Eukaryota, Metazoa, Cnidaria, Anthozoa, Scleractinia, Poritidae.